CAACACCUUCACUACACGCCCAGAUCUUGGUUGAACAAUCCAAAAUCAACAAAGUAAAAUUAAUACAAAAUGGAAAUCGGAAGUCCUUCCGGAGACGAUUUAUCGUCACCGGCGGCAGUUACGGAGUUGCUGCCAUUAGCAUCCGCAUCACAACAACCGUACGUAUCGGAACUCCUUUCCUUCACUCUCGAUCGCCUGAACAAGGAGCCAGAGCUUCUUAGAGUCGAUGCGGAGCGAAUUCGGCGACAGAUGCAGGAAGUUGCGGUGAAUAACUACCGCGCAUUCAUCUCUGCUGCCGAUGCUUUGGUUUCGAUCCGUCACGAAGUCUCGUCAAUCGAUAAACAUCUCGAAUCUAUGAUUGCAGAGGUUCCGAAGCUGACAUCUGGCUGCUCAGAGUUCAUUGAUUCUGCAGAAAAGAUUUUGGAGGAGAGAGAGAUGAACAAAACAUUGCUGGAAAAUCAUAGUACUUUGCUUGACUUACUUGAAAUUCCUCAGCUUAUGGACACGUGUGUGAGGAAUGGAAACUAUGAUGAAGCUCUAGACUUGGAAGCUUAUGUUAGCAAACUCUCAACAAUGCACCCGAAACUACCAGUCAUUCAAGCACUUGCCGCAGAAGUUCGACAGACUACACAGUCUCUGCUCUCACAACUUCUCCAAAAACUAAGAUCAAGUAUUCAGUUGCCAGAAUGUCUUCGCAUUAUUGGAUAUUUACGAAGGAUAGGAAUAUAUAGUGAGUAUGAGAUGCGCCUACAGUUCCUAAGAUGCAGAGAGUCAUGGUUGUCUGGGAUCCUUGAUGACUUAGACCCAAGAGAUGCUUAUGAAUACUUAAAAAAGAUGGCAACCUAUCACCGGAUGCAUCUUUUUGAUAUUGUUAACCAAUAUCGUGCCAUAUUUGCUGAUGAUACAUCAGGAAGUGAAGAGAACUAUGAUGGUGGACUUCUCUUCAGUUGGAGCAUGCAUCAGGUUGCCUAUCAUCUUAAAACUCUCAAGAUCAUGCUCCCUAAGAUAACUGAAGGUGGGUCUUUGUCCAAUAUAUUGGACCAGUGCAUGUAUUGUGCCACGGGACUUGGUUGGGUUGGAUUAGAUUUUCGGGGAUUGCUUCCACCUCUCUUUGAAGAGGCUGUUUUAAACUUAUUUUCAAAGAAUAUGAGCACAGCUGUGGAGAAUUUUCAGUUGGUUUUGGAUUCACAUCGAUGGAUCGCACCAGUUGGCCUCUCACCCAAUAGCUUUGGUGAAGCAAGUCAGGAAGAUGUCCCACCACCUCCAGAGUUAAUGGAGCAUCCACCUCUUGCUGUUUUUGUGAAUGGUGUAUCUGUUGCAAUGAACGAGCUACGACCCUGUGCCCCAAUAAGUUUGAAACAUAUCCUUGCUCAAGAAUUAGUGAAAGGGCUGCGCGAGGUUUCUGAUUCUUUGUUGAGAUACAAUACCACCAGGGUGCUUAGGGAGAGUGAGUCUGUCCUUUUCCUGUCUCUGUGCCGGUCGUUUCUUGAGGUUGCUUAUCCACAUUGUGCUACAAGCUUUGGACGCUGUUACCUUGGAGGAUCCUCCCUUAUCACAGAUGGCAAUUACUUGUUUGAGGGACUUACUCGUCUUUUAACAGCAUAUUCCUCUAGACAUUUACCAAAGAGAGUUCAAAAUAUAGAAACAAAGAAUGUAUUAGAGAACGGAAAACCACCUUCAGUUGAAAAUGGAUCAGCUACAGAUGUCAAAGAAACAGAGAAUAGUAAUGUUGUUGAGGAACACAACACGGUAUCAGAAAGCCAGGAAAAACAAAGUGAAGAAUAAACCCUAAAUGUUUGUUAUAAUGUUACAGUUUGUAUUAUAAACCUAUAUUGCAGGCUUACAAAUGCAAUACCAGUGAGAUUGUUAGCUGCUGCUUAUAUUUUCUAUAAAGUAAUUUUUUGGUUGAGGUGUAGUUAGUAAGAUCCAGUAUAUGAAAACUCUAUAUCCAAAGUUGGAAUUGUUUAAUGUUUUUCCGUUGUAUCCUUUGAGUUAA
Molecule: messenger RNA, 1996 nt
Organism: Erigeron canadensis
Lineage: Eukaryota; Viridiplantae; Streptophyta; Magnoliopsida; Asterales; Asteraceae
Product: conserved oligomeric Golgi complex subunit 8
Exons: 11
Coding region: 70-1785 (571 amino acids)
Biological process (GO): intra-Golgi vesicle-mediated transport
Cellular component (GO): COG complex
Source: RefSeq, a predicted model, not a curated record